Rotaria socialis is the source of this 3291-nucleotide messenger RNA. The record is from the annotation of a GenBank genome assembly. NCBI's taxonomy places the organism in Eukaryota, Metazoa, Rotifera, Eurotatoria, Philodinida, Philodinidae.
AUGGUGGAUACUGCUCUAAGUGUGAUACCGACUAUUGUGAAUCUGGGAAUCAAAAUUUAUGAUGCCUUCGAGACAAAGAAAGAAAAUAGUGAAGAAUGUAAACAUCUCAUUGUUCAUAUCGAGAGCAUCAGGGACCAACUAGAUUAUUUGAAGAAAGUGACACGCGAUCAGGAAAAAUCCUUAGAACAAGAACUGUGUACAUUGAAGGAUCGGUUGAAAGAAUGCGAAAAAUUUAUCGACCAAUUUGGCAAAAAAUGGCUGCUCACCAAGCUAGUAUUCAACCAAGGUCAAAAUGAUGAAUUAAAAACUUUGAAUGUACACCUCGAUUCAUGUCAGAAGCAGCUUCACUAUAAGAUGACCCUCAUCUUCGAAGAUUACCGUCAAAAAGAUACGCAGAAGAUAAUCAAUACACAACAUAUGCAAAGCGCUGCGAUACAAGAAAUUCACCAUGAUGUGAAACGAUUGCUAGCAGAUCAACGACCUUGUACACCUACUUCAACCCGUGAACAAAUAAAUAUAAUUGAUCAAGUAAAAAAUAAAUAUAAAACAAAUUCUGGUAUUAAGCGUACGGUGAACGAGGAAAAAAGUUUCCCAAUUGAACAGAGUUACAUUAACUUGGCUAUAGUAGAAACCAAGGAACAGCAUGAAAAAGAGAAGAAGCUAAAGGAACAAGAUCAAAAGGCGAAAGAACCAGAAACCAAGGAACAGCAUGAAAAAGAGAAGAAGCUAAAGGAACAAGAUCAAAAGGCGAAAGAACCAGAAAAACAACAGGACUUUAGUCUAGAAAAGCAGCACGAUGAAAUACUCAGGACUUACGAAGAGAUUUAUGGCGUUAAGACCUCCAUUGAUGUUGAGAACAUUUUUCAACAAUGUAAAGAUCAAAUAAAAAAGGUAUUCGUACUUGGACGGGCUGGAAUUGGAAAGUCAACAUUUUGCCAGUAUGUUACCUACCGAUGGGCAAAAGGUGAAAUUUGGUCCGAAUAUGAACUGGUGAUUUUGAUCCGUUUAAGAAGAUUGACAGAUAGUCGUUAUCCGCCGAGUAAAAAAUACUCAGUGAAUCAUCUUCUGGAGAACGAAUAUUUCCCAUGUGACGAAUUAUCGCACGCACAAAUAAAACAUUUUAAACAACUAUGUAAUAAAGGACAAGUUCUCUGGAUAUUAGAUGGUUAUGACGAAUUUGCCCAAAAUAUUCCGGAGCAACUAAAAGAUGUGUUCGACCAUGUACGUGAGACACAGCAUCAUAUAUUAACAUCUCGUCCUUAUGCUAUUAAAUCAUCAUAUGACGUGAAAUUGGAAAUAACAGGAUUUACAAACGAUAAUAUUGUCAAGUAUGUUGACCAAUUCUUCGAUCAAACUAUGAAGGAAAUUAAUACUGAUUCGUUCGAGGCCCAAAAGCUUCUGAGAUUGUUAAAAAGCAAUUCUAGCAUUUGGGGUGUUGCCCAUAUUCCAGUGAAUUUAGAAUUGAUAUGUAGUCUUUGGAGUAAUAAUGAUUGGACAGAAACAACAGUAUUGACAAUGACAGUAUUAUAUGAUAAUAUAAUAGAAUGGCAAUGUCGGCGGUACUUAGCAAACAAAAAUAUAAAUCAUGAAGAUCUAACGAAGUCAGCUGUUUAUGAUAAAUGUAAUACGGAGCUUCAAUUUUUAGAAUACUUGUCUUUCAAAGGAAUGGAAUGCAACAAAAUUAUGUUGACACCAGCGUUUCUCAUAGAAGCAAAAGACGAUCUUAAGAGCUUCGCAAUUGACAUCCCACAAAUAUUGAAAAUGGGCAUUCUUAAAUCAUACGACGAUAAGGCAAUUGGAACUCAAAAUCAAACAGAAAAACAACAUUAUUUUGUUCAUUUAAGUUUUCAAGAACACUUUGCUGCACGUAACUUACUAAGAAUUCUCAAGAGCACUGACAGAGUAAAAGCAAUCAAUUUUAUCAACAGCAACAAAUACAACCAACGUUUCCACUUCGUCUUUGUUUUUGCAUCAGGCCUUCUAGCUCAGUCUCAUUAUAAAUCAUGCAUCGAGCCCUUUUGGUCAACCGUUCAAAGUGAGCCCAUAGAUCUGGUCGGAGUCAAGCAUAUAAAACUUUUAAUAGCAUGCGUUGAUGAAUUCAUCGGACAGACCACAGCCCCUCAAAGUACACCGCUACUACAAUCAAUAUCGAAGUGGUUAGCGUUCUGCGCUUCGCAUAAUGCGACUCCCAUUAACAAACAUUUGAUACAAUCACUUCAACAGACUAAUCGUAUACUCAAUACCACAAUCAUACAAAAAACGUUUCUCCAACUACUCGACACUGAAGACCCAAAUGAAGAACGUACCGUAUAUCUUUUCAUCGCCGAACUUCCAAUAACCGAGCCCAUCCCAAAACUACAAUCAAAAAUUCUAGCGGCGCUUUAUGAUAUGGGCCUCAAUGCUCGAGCAACAGCAUCUACAAUAAUAGGAAACUUCGGUGAAAAAGCAGCAACAAAUGGUGUCAUCGCUGCUUUGCUCAAUGCUAUACGCGAUGAAAAACAUUAUGUCCGACAGGAGGCGUGUAGCGCAUUGGGAAACUUGCGUGAAAAAGCAGCAACAAAUGAGGUGAUUGCUGCUUUAGUCAAUGCUAUGAGCGAUUACGUUUAUCGUGUCCGAUGGAGGGCGUGUGAAGCAUUGGGAAACUUGCGUGAAAAAGCAGCAACGAAUGAGGUGAUCGCUGCUUUGCUCAGUGCUAUGCGCGAUGAAGAAAGUUAUGUCCGAGAGGAGGCGUGUGAAGCAUUGGGAAAGUUGGGUGAAAAAGCAGUAACCAAUGAGGUGAUCGCUGCUUUGAUCAAUGCAACACGCGUUGAAGAGUAUAGUGUCCGACGGAAAGCGUGGGAAGCAUUGGGAAAGUUGGGUGAAAAAGGAGUAACAAAUGAGAUGAUCGCUGGUCUGGUGAACGAACUUGCUGGCAGGAUAGAUUAUGGUCACGAUACGUUUCUAGACAAGUGUUUGGUGCGAGCAAUGUGUUCAUUUGACGGAAUGAAACAACUUAACUCUGGAAUAGUGAAAAAACUAUGUAGUUAUAUUCGAAAUUGUACGAUGAUUGAUUUGACAGUGAUACCUUCGGAACAUAUGAUCAAGGUGUUUUUUGAUAGUGGGAAUGCUAGCUGGCUGGGUUUGGUUGUAUAUAUUGCAUUAUCGCAAGGAAUCGCUGUAACUGUUGAGGGAAGUUGCAUUUGGAUUUAUGAUGGGAGGGGGCCGUUCGAGUGUAAUGGGGAUCGUCCCGAAUUGUUGGCAAGUUUGAUAGAGGCGUUUAGAAAUCAAAAGAGUGAAAUCGAAAGCGGAUGA